AUGUCGGCAUCGCUCGCGCCUGAAUGCAACGAGGUCAAAGAGAGAUAUGACAGCUGCUUUCUGAAGUGGUAUUCUGAGAAAUACAUUCGAGGGAACUCGUCCACUGACGAAUGCGAGCAAUUGUUCAAGCAGUAUAAGAGUUGUCUGACCAAAGCCCUCAAGGACAAGGGCAUCGACAGCAUGCUUUCCGAAGCCCGAGAAGGCACAACCGAGACAGAUGCAGAGCAUUUAAAGCGAUAG
Molecule: messenger RNA, 240 nt
Organism: Fonsecaea pedrosoi CBS 271.37
Lineage: Eukaryota; Fungi; Ascomycota; Eurotiomycetes; Chaetothyriales; Herpotrichiellaceae
Exons: 4
Coding region: 1-240 (79 amino acids)
Source: RefSeq, a predicted model, not a curated record